GCGUGUGUGGAACGUGGGGGUUUGAUACAUUGUAGCGCCCGCCCUGCGGGCUGCGGCGGCGCCAGGGGAAGCACCAGCAUGAAAGAUGUAGACAAAAUUGAAACUUUAAAAGAAGAAUGGGUGUGUAAACAAGGAACCGAUGACCAAAUUCCUAGUGGUACAGAGCAAAGCUGUGAAUUUUUUGUUGAUAACCUUUUUGAAGAAGCUCAGAAGGUUGGUGCUAUAUGCAUGCCACCAACUAAAGUUAAGAAUGAAGCUGAUAUAAUUAUUAAACUAUGGAAAAAUGGAUUUACAGUAAAUGACGGUGAACUCAGAAGCUACAAAGAUGUUGCAAACCAGCAGUUCUUGGAUUCAAUUAAAAAAGGGGAGUUGCCAUUUGAGUUACAAAAGACUUUUGAUGAUGAGGUGGAUGUGAAGGUGGAAGAUAAGAAAGACGAGGUAUAUGUAUUAAAGAAGCCAAUAUUUCACCCCUUUUCUGGACAAGGUUACCGGUUAGGCAGUGCGACUCCAAGAAUAAUUUCUAAAGUGAAAAAGGACCUUGAAGCUGAGAACAAAAGGCCUCUUCCUUCAAUAACGCUAAACAAUUUGGAACCAGUCACUAAUAUCCAGAUUUGGUUAGCAGAUGGGGAAAGGAUAGUACAAAAGUUUAAUGUUUCUCAUAGAAUAAGCCAUGUCAGAGACUUCAUAACAAAAUAUGAAGGAUCGCAGGGAAGUGUUCCUUUCUGCCUGACCACAUCUCUUCCUUUCCUAGAGCUGCUGGAUGAGACUCUCACUCUGGAGGAAGCUAAUCUGCAAAAUGCUGUUAUAGUUCAGAGACUUCAGAAAACAACUGAGCCUUUCAGAAGUUUUUCAUAGUCUUUGGUUUUAGAAGUACCUUGAUUAUGACAGUAGAACUGCUGCUGCAAGUAAUGGCCAAAAAAAAAAAAAGACUUACCCGAACAAAUUAGCAUUCAACUCACCAAAAGUCUACAUAUAAGUUGAACUAAACUAGACAAAACCAAAAAAACCCUGAACAGCAAUAUCUGGAUGCACUGUAUCAUCUCCACAAAGCUGCACUCUUCUUAAAGAGCAAAAUGUGUGUUUUGUGCUGUAGUUUGAGGUAUUUUCUAAGCAUUUCAGUAUUUGGAGAUUGGCAGUAAUGAAGCAGAGGUAACCUAGUAAGACAGGGACCAUCAUCUAAGUUCCUCCUAGCUAGAAAGCAUUGAUGGCCUUUUAAAGGCAUGUUUGGGUUAAAAUCAUGAUUCUAAAAGACUUGUAUUACUAACAGCAAUUUCAGUGGAAAAUUAAGUCAAAUUUAAUAAUUUUAUUUUUUCACUUCAGUUUGGACAGUGAAACUAAACCACUUGGUUUCACUCAUGUUUCUAUAAGUCAAUUUCAGGUUGUGAGUCUCUUACCCUAAUGUUUAGAUUACAGAUGCUUCAAUGGCAGACUUACAUGUAAACACUUUUCACUAUUUCCAUAGAAACUCUUUAAAAUAAAGAAAUCAUGAAAAGCUA
This is a messenger RNA of Mauremys mutica (yellowpond turtle), 1496 nucleotides long. It is a transcript of the gene UBXN2A, whose product is annotated as UBX domain protein 2A. The transcript is spliced from 7 exons. Gene Ontology annotation, cellular component: cytosol; nucleus. Gene Ontology annotation, biological process: membrane fusion; proteasome-mediated ubiquitin-dependent protein catabolic process; nuclear membrane reassembly. Gene Ontology annotation, molecular function: ubiquitin binding. Lineage: Eukaryota; Metazoa; Chordata; Testudines; Geoemydidae. The record is from RefSeq and is a predicted model, not a curated record. Bases 79 to 855 code for a protein of 258 amino acids.